Neltuma alba is the source of this 2030-nucleotide messenger RNA. RefSeq names its product pectinesterase. Gene Ontology annotation, molecular function: enzyme inhibitor activity; pectinesterase activity. Gene Ontology annotation, biological process: cell wall modification. The record is from RefSeq and is a predicted model, not a curated record. NCBI's taxonomy places the organism in Eukaryota, Viridiplantae, Streptophyta, Magnoliopsida, Fabales, Fabaceae. The coding region runs from base 161 to 1840 and encodes 559 amino acids. The transcript has 3 exons.
AUUUCGAACUUUGUGCAAAUCCAAGUAGAACACUUUACUGCUUUAGUUAACGGUAUGGAGCAUAAAUUUAACUGUGAAGAGCCCCUAUUUAUAUCCACGGCAUUCCGCACCUCCCCCCUAUUCUCACACACUCAUCUUCUCUCCGUUGGCUGCAUUUUCCAUGUCCACCAUGCACCACCUCAAGAGAACAACAGUCUCACUGGCCCUUGUUACCCUCCUUUCUCUACUCUUGCUCCUUGUGAAGGCAACAGAAUCACAGGAAGCAAUGCGGCCACAUUCUCAGGAACACCUUCAAGCGGCUCACUCCACCUGCCAAGGAACACUCUAUCCUGACCUUUGUGUCUCCACCCUCGCUUCAUUCCCUGAUCUUGCCUCUAAAUCUGUUCCCCAACGCAUCUGCUCCCUCGUCAACCACACCAUGUACGAGGUCAGAUCCUCGUCCUCUAACUGUACUGGUCUGAGAAGAAAGCUCAGAAAUCUAAACCCGCUUCAACAGAGAGCCCUCGAUGAUUGCCUCCAGCUGUUUGAUCACACCGAGGAGGAGUUCAAAACCAGCGUGGCGGAUCUGUCACAGACACAGAUUGAUUCCAAGUGCUACCACCACUCGCUGACUCUGCUGAGCGGCGCAAUGACCAAUGUUUACACUUGCCUCUACGGCUUUGCCGACGGCGACCCCAAUGGACACGUGAAACGCUUCAUCCAGGACAGCUUGUAUCGGAUUUGCCACCAUGUUAGUAACUCUUUGGCUAUGCUCAAGAACGUGCAGAAGGGGGUGAAGAAACAGUCUCCGUCGGAGGCAUUCCCGGAGGACGGCAAAAUGAAGCAUGGCUUCCCGUCAUGGCUCACCUCCAAAGACAGAAAGCUUCUUCAAGCUGCUGUUAAUGAAACCAAGUUCGAUCUGGUGGUGGCCAAAGAUGGCUCCGGCAAUUUCACCACUAUUGGGGAAGCAGUAGCUGCGGCCCCCAACUCCACCAAAACCAGGUUUGUGAUCCACAUAAAAGCUGGGGCUUACUUCGAGAAUGUGGAUGUGAUCAAGAAGAAGACCAAUCUGAUGUUCGUUGGAGAUGGGAUUGGAAAGACGGUAGUGAAAGCCAGUAGAAAUGUGGUAGAUGGGUGGACCACCUUUCAAUCCGCUACUGUAGCGGUGGUUGGAGACGGAUUCAUAGCGAAAGGGAUCACCAUAGAGAACUCGGCGGGGCCCAGCAAGCACCAGGCGGUGGCCCUCAGGAACGGCGCCGACCUCUCCGCCUUCUACCGAUGCAGCUUCGUCGGCUACCAAGACACCCUCUACGUCCAUUCCCUCCGUCAGUUCUACCGUGAAUGCGACAUCUACGGCACCGUCGACUUCAUCUUCGGCAACGCCGCCGCCGUGCUCCAGAACUGUAACCUGUACGCUCGCAAGCCCAACGACAAUCAGAAGAACCUGUUCACGGCUCAAGGGAGAGAGGACCCUAACCAGAACACAGGCAUUUCCAUAAUCAACUCCAAGGUGGCGGCCGCGUCGGACUUAAUCCCGGUGAAGUCAUCGUUCAAGACGUACCUGGGGAGGCCUUGGAAGCUGUACUCGAGGACGGUGUACUCAGAAUGUUUCAUGGAGGAUUUGAUUGAUCCUGCGGGAUGGUUGGAAUGGAACGGGUCGUUUGCAUUGGACACGCUGUAUUAUGGGGAGUACAGGAACAGGGGUCCAGGUUCCAAUACGACAGGGAGAGUGAACUGGAAAGGUUACAGGGUGAUCAAUUCCUCCACAGAGGCUUCCCAGUUCACUGUUGCCCAGUUCAUUCAAGGCCCCGAAUGGUUGAACUCCACCGGCAUUCCCUUCUUCCCUGGUCUCGCCUCCUGACAUUGCACCUCCUCAUGCUUCGGAUAGCUUCCUAUUUAGUACUAUUUACUUUCAUCGCCAUUCUUAUGAUUUAUGAGCUAUUCCCCCCCCCCCCCCCAACAAGAAUAAAGAAAACAAGUCAUGUUCUUCAAUACAAUAAUUGCAUUGUUAAUUCUAAUGAGAAGGGCCCAUCUCAAAUAAAUUAUUGAGG